GCAGCGGAAGAGCGGCUCUUCGUGACGUCAAGCCCCUGGUUGCCUUGAAACUCCUGCUUCAGACCCCUUACCCUUCCCAGUCCAAAGCCCGGGGCUUUGGCCCACUCCCACGCUAGCCUGCGGCUCGCACUGCCCCUGCGGGCAUGACGUUACGCGCGAGGCGAGGUCUUCUGACGUGAAACGUAACUGUCCACCAUCUUUGUCCCUGGCAAGUGGGUUUUGCGCAGUGGCUUAGACCUGGAGGAAUCGUGACGCGCAGGAAACCAUUAGACCACCUCUCUGGCUGCGCCGUCAGGCAGCUGCCGCCCCGCCUUUGCCCUCGGUGCACAUUAAAGAUCCAAAACCAUGACAGAUUCCAAGUACUUCACAACAAAUAAGAAAGGAGAAAUCUUUGAAUUAAAGGCUGAACUCAACAAUGAAAAGAAAGAAAAGAGGAAGGAGGCUGUGAAGAAAGUGAUUGCUGCUAUGACUGUGGGGAAGGAUGUUAGCUCUCUCUUUCCAGACGUAGUGAACUGUAUGCAGACUGACAACCUGGAGCUAAAGAAGCUCGUGUAUCUCUACUUAAUGAACUAUGCCAAGAGUCAGCCAGAUAUGGCUAUCAUGGCUGUUAACAGCUUUGUAAAGAGCAGCCGGAUGUGGAUCCCUGUCCUGCUCAAACGGCCCGAAUCUCAGUCUCUCAAGCACUCUGCCUGUCCCACCUCCCCAACCCCACCAACCUCCAGAGCACCACACAAUGUAGGUUUGUACUUGCAAAGUAGAUCUCCAGGGCUGGGUAUUCAUCAGUUCUAGGCUUCCUCCCGCUCCGUGCUCCAUUUCUCUCCCUCCUGCCAGUAAGCUGGGGUCGGGGAAGGACUUGGGUCCCAAUGGAUCAAGGCUUUUGUACGUUACCCUGUUUCAUGAGAUCUGCUCUGUUCGUGAGGUUUGUAUGCAGUCUGGUGCAGCCUUCUUUUCUGAUGCUUUUUUAGGUUUGGUUGUAUAAACUAUAUUUUCAUACUAUAUGUGGUUUUGGGCAGAGUUCUCUGUCUCACCUCUCACGCCGCUGUCUUGAAUCUCAUCAGAUCUCUUUUGAACAUAACUACAUUACCAUUCUCACAUCUUUAAAAAUUGACCAUUA
Manis pentadactyla (Chinese pangolin) is the source of this 1114-nucleotide messenger RNA. RefSeq names its product AP-2 complex subunit beta-like. The record is from RefSeq and is a predicted model, not a curated record. The coding region runs from base 346 to 789 and encodes 147 amino acids. Gene Ontology annotation, biological process: vesicle-mediated transport; intracellular protein transport. Lineage: Eukaryota; Metazoa; Chordata; Mammalia; Pholidota; Manidae. The transcript is spliced from 5 exons. Gene Ontology annotation, cellular component: membrane coat.